Messenger RNA from Vicugna pacos (alpaca), 1521 nucleotides. The record is from RefSeq and is a predicted model, not a curated record. NCBI's taxonomy places the organism in Eukaryota, Metazoa, Chordata, Mammalia, Artiodactyla, Camelidae.
GCGUCCGGCCGGAAACUUGGCCCGCCGCGGCGGCAGCGUUCCGGCUGGGACUCCGCGGGCGAGAGGAGAGCUUCAGUGGCUGAGGCGAUGGGGGCGGCGGGCGUAGGGCUGGUGGACUGUCACUGCCACCUCUCCGCUCCGGACUUUGACCGCGAUCUGGAUGAUGUGUUGGAGAAAGCCAAGAAAGCCAAUGUUAUGGCUCUUGUGGUGGUUGCUGAACAUUCAGGAGAAUUUGAAAAGAUCAUGAAGCUUUCAGAAAGGUAUAAUGGGUUUGUCCUGCCAUGCUUGGGUGUUCACCCAGUUCAAGGAGUUUCACCAGAAGAUCAAAGAAGUGUCACUUUAAAGGAUUUGGACGUAGCUUUGCCCAUUAUCGAGAAUUAUAAGGAUCGAUUGUUGGCAAUUGGAGAGGUUGGACUAGAUUUCUCCCCUAGAAUUGCUGGCACUGAUGAUCAGAAGGAAGAGCAAAGACAAGUCCUAAUCAGACAGGUCCAGUUAGCCAAAAGACUAAAUUUGCCUUUAAAUGUUCACUCACGCUCAGCUGGAAGACCCACCAUCAGCCUCUUAAAUGAGCAAGGUGCUGACAAAGUGUUGCUUCAUGCAUUUGACGGUCGGCCAUCUGUAGCCAUGGAAGGAAUAAGAGCUGGGUACUUCUUCUCAAUUCCGCCUUCUGUCAUUAGAAGUGGACAGCUUUCUCUUUCCUCUAAGAAGCAGAAACUUGUGAAACAGUUGCCUUUAACUUCAAUUUGCUUAGAAACAGAUUCACCUGCACUAGGACCAGAAAAACAGGUACGGAAUGAGCCCCAAAACAUUUCCAUCUCAGCAGAAUAUAUUGCCCAGGUGAAAGGGAUCUCAGUGGAAGAAGUCAUAGAAGUGACAACACAGAAUGCAUUGAAAUUGUUUCCCAAGCUUCGGCACCUGCUCCCGAAAUAGCUUGAAAACAAAAUCAACUGCAGGGCGCAGCAUUUGAGAAAAAUAAAUGUUCAAGCUAUUGCAUAGGGAUAUAGAAGAGUAUAAUUUUAGAGAAGUAUUUCUCUUAGAAGUACAACUGGGCUUGGAUCCUGAAAUCGUGGGCUCUGAUUCCAUCUUGCACUGCUGCUUAAUUAAUGGAGCCCUUGCAGGAGAUUGUGAAACACCACCGCUUCUUACCUUGCCCCUUUAAAUAGAACCAUCAUGUGAACUGAAACCAUUUCUUCUGGCAAGUGUGGCUUCCACUGGUAAGAAAUAAGUGCUACUGUGAUGGCCUGGAAUAGGUUAAAGUUUGAUCCUUCACCAUCUGUUUGACUUUCCACAGGAUUUAUCCAGUAAAAGGAGAGUGUCUAGUUUCCUAUACUACCAUAAAUCUUCUCUUUUCUGGGUUUGAAAAAUUCAACUUUUAGUACUUUGAAUUAUUUAUUUUUAAGAGAAAAAAUGUACAAGUCUUUUGUAUUGAUCUUAUAUUUUGAUCUGUGAAGCCAAUGGUUUGUACAAUCACCAUUAAAUACCAAACCCUAAGUUUAGUUAAUAAAUUGAUUUUAUGUUCCA